Pararge aegeria (speckled wood butterfly) is the source of this 1506-nucleotide messenger RNA. It is a transcript of the gene Sult, whose product is annotated as sulfotransferase 1E1-like. The transcript has 7 exons. Gene Ontology annotation, molecular function: sulfotransferase activity. Lineage: Eukaryota; Metazoa; Arthropoda; Insecta; Lepidoptera; Nymphalidae. The record is from RefSeq and is a predicted model, not a curated record. Gene Ontology annotation, cellular component: cytoplasm. The coding region runs from base 12 to 1052 and encodes 346 amino acids. Gene Ontology annotation, biological process: sulfation.
CAUCCAUAGCUAUGACUCCGUGGUUGGAACUGCCUUAUGAUAUACGGAACGUGUUGCCUGAGGAAGACAAGGCUAUCAAGAAAUGUCUAAUAGGUUACACAAAAACUUUUGUAAAAUGUGGCAAGAAGGGUUACGUGAUGCCAGGUGCGUUCAGAAAGCAUGCGGAGGCGAUAUACAACUUGCAGGUCCGACCAGAUGACAUCUGGGUUAUCACCUUCCCAAGAUCAGGUACAACUUGGACCCAAGAAAUGGUGUGGCUGAUAGAAAAUGAUCUAGACUUUAAGGCAGCUAAGAAGCAACCUAUCUUUGAGCGGUUUCCAAUGUUAGAAACUACAUCACAAAUACCAGAAAAAGCGUUCGAACUGAUAAAAGCUAACUUCAUGAACCUAGGCUAUUUUCAAGGAUUGAACAGCGCAGUAAAAGUUCCAAGCUGGAAGACAAUAGACGAGGCUCCAUCGCCCCGAUUCAUAAAGACUCAUUUACCCCUUUCUCUUCUACCUCCAAGUCUCCUUAGUACUGCCAAAGUGAUAUAUGUAGCAAGAGAUCCAAGAGAUGUAGCAGUUUCCUAUUAUUACCUGCAUAAAAUGGUGAUCAAGACUUUAAUGAGAUCAACGUUCACGCAUUUUUGGGAUGCUUUCAGAAGAGAUUUGCUACCCUGGACCCCGAUAAUAGAGCACACGAAUGAAGCUUGGGAGUUAAGACAUAAAAAGAAUAUGCAUUUCCUUUUCUACGAGGAUAUGCUUAAGGAUCUACCAAAAGUAAUACGAGGAGUAUGCAAAUUUUUGGAUAGAGAGUACUCAGACGAUCAAGUCACACAGUUGGCGGAUCAUCUCAGCUUUAAAAGCUUUAAGAAGAAUAAGACUGUCAACAACAAUACCAAUGAGAAUGGAGACAUUGAGUUCAUUAGAAAAGGUGAAGCAGGCGGAUGGCGGACACACUUCGAUGCAAAAAUGGAGGUCCAGGCAGAAGAAUUCCUUUCAACAAAACUCAAAGGUCUAACCUUGAAGUAUCCUUCUUUAUGCAAUACAGAUGGCGAGUGCACAUAUUUAUAAACACCCUGAGAUAUCUAGUUUCAUUCUUUAUAAGACUGAUCUCAACCUGUGGGUUAAACACUCCCAGUAAACCAAAGAAUUUGGUAAUCGUUUUUAGACUAGCGGUACUUUCACCAUGGCGUUGGACAACUUCUUAAUACGCUUAGCGACAAUUUUCAGUGACGUACAUAUCCCUCUCAAACUAAGCAUAAUAUUACGUUUCCAUACAGUGAAGAUAUGCAGAAAUAGACCAAUGAAAUUAUUAGUACAUGAGCGUGAUAAUUCUAUCAGGGUCUGAGCUAGUUAGAUCGUUAAAGCUUUGGAAUGGCUUUCAUGAUCUCGAAAUUCAUUUAGCGUUUGGCGCCGAAUGGAGAGAAUAAGUUUGACUGAGAAAAUUGGAAAUAAAGAAGUACUAACUAGAGUCGAUGAAAAGAGAAAUAAAAUUAGAACUAUGGAAAUCAGGAGAGGGAAAAUG